AUGGAGGAAGACGGCAUCAUUGAGCCUUUAGAAGACGACGAUCUGCCCGAGGCAGCGCGUGAGGUCACUUCCGACUACGACCCGAGCGAGGAAGAAACCACUUUUGGCUCCCUGACAUCGAGCGUCAACGGCCACGUGUGGGAGUAUGGAAGGCGCUACCAUGCAUUCCGAUACGGCAGGUACCCAAUUCCGAACGAUGAAGAGGAAUACAAGAGAGAAUCCAUCAGGCACACCAUGCUGAAGGACCUGUUGGGCGGCAAAUUGUACCUCGCCCCCAUUGGGGACAGCCCUCAGAAGAUCAUCGAUCUGGGCACCGGAUUUGGCGAGUGGGCCAUUGAGGUCGGCGAGACCUUCCCCAGCGCCAAAGUAACGGGCGUCGACCUCUCGCCCAUCCAGCCCCUCUGGAUCCCUCCGAAUGUCGAGUUCAUCGUCGACGACAUCGAAGAUGAAUGGGUGCACGCCAACGACUACGACUUUGCUCACUUCCGCUUUGUCAACACCCUGCUCAAGGACAAUGUGGCUGUCUUGACUAGGGUUUUUCAAAACCUCAAGCCGGGCGGCUGGGUCGAAAUCCAGGACGUCCUCCCGCACGUGGCAUCCGACGACAACACGAUCCCGCCCGCCUAUCCCCUCAUCAAGUUCUACGCCAUGCUCAAGCCCGUGCUACGGAACAAGUACGGAUUCGACAUACGGCUCAUGGACCGUCUCCCCGGCCUGCUGCAGAACGUUGGCUUCGUCAACGUGCAGAGGAAGGUGUUCCACAUGCCGCUGGGCGAAUGGGCGCGGGACCCGUACCUGCGGCUGCUCGGCGGCUACUUCCGCGAAGUCAUGCUGGACUUUGUCGGUGCCAUGGCCUCGCGGCCGCUGGUCGAGGCGGGCUACGACAGGGAAGAGAUCGACGACAUAGUCAGGGACGUUCACGCUGCCUUCGCCAACAGGCGGAUCCACGCCUAUCUGCCUAUACACUUUGUCUGGGCUCAGAAGCCGCCGGCUUGA
Messenger RNA from Parathielavia appendiculata, 996 nucleotides. Its product is annotated as S-adenosyl-L-methionine-dependent methyltransferase. The record is from RefSeq and is a predicted model, not a curated record. The transcript has 4 exons. NCBI's taxonomy places the organism in Eukaryota, Fungi, Ascomycota, Sordariomycetes, Sordariales, Chaetomiaceae. The coding region runs from base 1 to 996 and encodes 331 amino acids.